Molecule: messenger RNA, 1291 nt
Organism: Amborella trichopoda
Lineage: Eukaryota; Viridiplantae; Streptophyta; Magnoliopsida; Amborellales; Amborellaceae
Product: DNA binding protein
Biological process (GO): DNA repair
Molecular function (GO): catalytic activity
Source: RefSeq, a predicted model, not a curated record
AUAUGUUAUGUAAGAUCUACCGUUGAUAUGUCAAUUUUUGUUUCCAAGAUGAACGUUGGAGAUAUUUAACAAAGUGCAUUGUCUAUCAGAUUGGGUGGCUAUAAGAGCAUCAUUGACUAGCCUUAAAAUCAUGUAAAAAAAUUUUGCCAUCCAAUUUGACAAAUAGGAGUAAUGUCAGCACACAAGCCCUUUUCGAGACGAAGCCCUUUUGAGACAGGUCAUUUAUUGGAAAAAAUUUUAAAUAUUUUUUUAAGUAAUUCAGUGGAAUGACUAGCCGUAUUUUUAAAUCGUUAAGUGAUUUUUUAAAGCGUUAGAUGCCAGGACUUUAACAGGGGCACGAAGGGUCAUUUUUCAUUGUUUAUACAUUAUAGUAUAUUUACAAAUGAGAGGUGAAGUUACAGGCAGACCUAUUCUCUUCUUGACUAAAAAAUUUAGAGAGAGAGAGAGAGAGAGAGAGAUUUUGGAAUGGAAGGGAAGUUGGAGUUUGGGAGCAGUGAUGUCAGCUUGUGGAAGCAGGCGCUGUCUUCUUACCCGACGCGAUUGCAGGCGGUGAAGAAAGCAGAGAUCGUGGAGCUGGACUCCUUUUAUACCAAACAACUCCCCACCCUUCUCCACCAAAGAGACCCCAAUCCUCACAUCACCAAGUCCGAGCUCUCUAAGCUCAUGCAAUGGAAGCUCACCAGAGGAAAAUGGCGGCCUCGGCUUAUGAGUUUUGUUUCUUCAUUGGAUGAGGAGCAAGUGAAGUAUGCUUCUGAGAAGGCAUUUGGUAGUCUUCCUGAUUUGAGUGAGGCUGUCUCUGCUUUGACCACACUCAAAGGGGUGGGCCCUGCAACCGCAUCUGCUAUCCUCGCCUCCUAUGCACCCCACAUUGCACCUUUCAUGUCUGAUGAGGCCAUGCUGGCAGCUCUAGGCAAUGCCAAGGAGUAUACACUCAAGCAGUAUCUUUCAUUUGCAGAGAAACUCCAAGCUAAAGCAAAGGAAUUAAGCAUAGGAGGAGUGGUUUUCACACCAUCAGACGUCGAGAGAGCCUUGUGGGCCACAGAAAUCAGUUUGAAAAUUCCAGCCUCCACAGUGAAGAACUCAUCUCCAGAAAGGAAGAAAAAACGCCAAAGAAAAUCUCAAUGAUCUUCAUCAUCACUAAAUUUACAGAUAGCAUCAGUUUUGUAAACUGGGUACUAAGUAUCUUGUAAUUUUUAACAUAUAGCAUAUACCAAAGUUUUCUAUGUAAUUGGCCACUUUCUUGGCUGAUUACCCACUGACAUGCAAUCUUUUAAGGGAUCCAUUCUGGUAA